Pieris macdunnoughi is the source of this 2219-nucleotide messenger RNA. Lineage: Eukaryota; Metazoa; Arthropoda; Insecta; Lepidoptera; Pieridae. The record is from the annotation of a GenBank genome assembly.
GUCUAUUAUGGGAAACCAGACAAUAUCAAAACAUACCAUAUAUAAUGCUGUCAAGGUCACUCUGUUAUUACACCACGCAACCACUGAAGUUGCAGCAUGUUAUCACUGAUAAACCAACAAAUACAACAAUAUUUUCUCCAUUUUAUUUAAGACACCUAUCUACUAGCAAGUGUUAUUUAGAAAAGGAACCAUUAAAACCAUCUUCAAAAGUUGAAACAACAGUAGUAACAAUAAAAAAAGAAAUUGAAGAAAAAGAAAAGCUUCCAAAGAAACAAGAGCCGAAAAAGAGUUUAAAAGAAAGAAUAAUGGCAGAACUCAGGCAUUACUACCAUGGUUUCAGAUUAUUAUUCAUAGAAGUGCGCAUUUCAGCGAGUUUGCUGUUUAAGAUACUAAGAGGAAAUUCUUUAACAAGAAGAGAACAUAGGUUGUUAGUCACAACAAUUGGAGAUCUCUUCAGAAUGGUACCGUUUAUUGUGUUUAUUGCAGUGCCAUUCUUAGAAUUUGCACUACCACUUUUCAUCAAAUUAUUUCCCAAUAUGUUACCAUCUACAUUUGAAAGUACCAGCCAAAAGGAAGCAAAGUUAAAACAACAUUUGAAGGUAAAGCUUGAAAUGGCUAAGUUCUUUCAAGAAACAUUGGAUCAAAUGGCACCCCAAGCUGGAAAUAGACAUUCUGAAUUAGCCAAGGAAUUCUCUUUAUUCUUUACUAAAAUAAGAACUUCUGACGAUGUAGCUACUAGUGAGGAUAUUAUGAAGUUUUCAAAACUGUUUGAAGACGAAAUAACACUUGAUUCCUUACAAAGACCUCAUCUUGUUGCACUGUGUAAAGUAUUAAAUGUGUCAACAAUUGGUACAAGUGCAAUGCUAAGGUUUAAUCUGAGAAUGAAAUUGCGUUCUUUAGCUGCAGAUGAUAAUAUGAUAGCUAAAGAAGGUGUUGACAGUUUGAAUUUUAGUGAACUACAACAAGCUUGCCGGUCUCGAGGGAUGCGUGCUUACGGUGUGUCUGAGGAGCGUCUACGAAAAGAAUUACGGAAUUGGUUGGACUUAUCACUGAAUGAAAAAGUUCCACCAUCUCUAUUGUUGCUCUCUAGAGCUCUGAUGGUGCCAGAGCAUGUUCCCACAACAUACAAGUUAAAAGCUACAAUUUCGGCUCUACCAGAGCAUGUAGUUAUGCAAACUAAGGCGGCAAUUGGCGAAAAAGAGGGCAAAGUUGACUUCAAGACUAAAAUGGAAGUUAUUCGACUUGAGGAAUUGAGAAUUAAAGAGGAAAACAAAGAAUUAUUGGAAGCAGAGAGGGAAAAGCAAUUGCUUGAAACCAAGAAACAGCAAAAGGAGGAACUUAAGGACAAGGCUCCCAUUCUACAAGAUAUUAAUUCAGUGUUAGUGGACUCUGCACCAGUUAUUGCUGUUGACACUCCAAAGCCGAAGACAGAUGAAGGAUUAUCAGCCAAGGACAUUGAGGUUAUUGACGAUGCUUUAGAAAAAUUAGCUGAACAAAAGAAGUCUUUGCUUUUGGAGAAGGAAAGUAUUCAAGAGCUGAAGACUGAACUUUUGGACUAUAGCGAGGAUGUUAAAGAAAUGGACGAGAUUGUGAAGAGUAAACAGGCCGAUAUUAAACUUACCAAGGGAGCAAGGAGAUUAUACCGUGCCGUCAACAAUAUGAUAGGCAAAUUGGAUGCGGUUUUAGUGGAACUUGAUAAUAAAGAAAAGGCUCUCAAAACCACAUUGGAGCAAACGAAAUCCGAACCGCAAAAGGCAAAGGAGCAUUUGAUCCAGAUUGAUGAGCUGAUGCAUUCCAUUAAAAGUCUUCAGAAAGUCCCCGAUGAGGCCAAACUGAAGUUGAUUCAAGAUGUUUUGGGUAGACUGGAUGACGACUUUGAUGGGCAGUUGAAGAUUGAUGAUGUUUUAAAGAUGUUGGAAAUAAUCGGCAACGAGAACGUAAACCUCUCCGAGAAGCAGAUGGCGGAGCUGAUAGAGCUUCUGGACAAAGAAGAGAUCUUGGAAGUGGAGAGUAAGAUACAGAAAGCUCUGGAUAAAGCGGCCAUCACUGCCAAGGAACAGGAUAAGAAAGAAGAUGGUGAGGGCAAGAGUCUAUUCGACAUAAUCCGUGAAGCGCACAGACGGCGGGUCAUGAAGAAAAAGCAAGCUUCGGAAGUAGAAGCGCCGAUACCAAAGAGUGACGUCAAGGCAGAAGAAGGAAAGCGACCGGAAAGCCAUUGA